CGCACGAGUUUCACGUGCGCAGGAUGCGCAUGGGCAGCAGUGUUGGUGGCUUGUGGACGUGAAAGGUUAAACUGAAACAAAUCAACUGAAACUAUUGUGUAGCCGAUUCCAGUAGAAUAUGUCAACAUAUAUUGUAGUUUUAUUUCUCCUGUUAGAACUCUCAGAUCUGCAUAGCGCCCCACUGACCAAAGAAUGCCCAGCGGUUGAUCACUGCAAUGGCAAAUUCGUGCUGACUUUGCAACUGCUACAUGAACGAAAACUGAACUGCGGGAAAUAUGCCCGCUAUCUGGCAUGUGUUGAGGACAAGGUGACUGAAUGCCAUGGGGCUGCGACCUCCACUGUCGACCAAAGCAGCUCGACAGAAACAUCCACUGGGCCACCCGCGGACACGGAGUCAACUUCUCCCUCAGGGCCAACUUCUCCCUCAGGGCCAACUUCUGAAUCCCCCACCCAGUCCUCACCAGAUACGACUGAGCAUACCCACCCUGAUAGUAACGAGGAACAACUGGUGAAGAUGAAGGCAGCCCGUGCAAGUCUGUGUUCAAAGGAGGAGCCUGGUGUUAUAACCAUUCCGGCCAACUACAGCAAUCUCUUCGACCAGUUUUAUAACAAGAAGGAACGUUAUGCGAGCUUCGAGUACUACCCGUAUCUCCGCCAGAACCUGAGUAUGCAGACAGGGUGUGGCGGACUGGCGAACUGUUCGCUGGCUCUCAAACCCUAUGCCCAGUUUUCUGAGACCUACUUCCCAUGUCCAGCGCUUCUGGAGUUUGAAGAUUGUUUUGAGCUGAAUAAAGGCGACUGUCCUGAGUUAAGAAACCUGACCUCUCUUCCAUCAUCUGUAAACAUCAUUGAUAAGGAGUGCGAAGUCGGUACCAGUUCAACGCUGACGACGCCUCUCACUUUACUUCUAGUCUCCCUGUGGUCCGCCAGUGUCCUGUGAGUUGUCGGGACAUCCAUCAACGAUGACCGGUAGUCCCGGCAGCUGUAUGUGCAAUAUUUACAUACCUGAAUUGCAUUAAAUAGAUUAAACAAGACAAA
This is a messenger RNA of Haliotis rufescens (red abalone), 1038 nucleotides long. RefSeq lists its product as uncharacterized. Lineage: Eukaryota; Metazoa; Mollusca; Gastropoda; Lepetellida; Haliotidae. The transcript is spliced from 6 exons. Bases 119 to 940 code for a protein of 273 amino acids. The record is from RefSeq and is a predicted model, not a curated record.